Ornithorhynchus anatinus (platypus) is the source of this 3037-nucleotide messenger RNA. RefSeq names its product COPI coat complex subunit beta 2 (gene COPB2). Gene Ontology annotation, biological process: intra-Golgi vesicle-mediated transport; retrograde vesicle-mediated transport, Golgi to endoplasmic reticulum; intracellular protein transport. The transcript is spliced from 22 exons. Lineage: Eukaryota; Metazoa; Chordata; Mammalia; Monotremata; Ornithorhynchidae. Gene Ontology annotation, molecular function: structural molecule activity; protein binding. Gene Ontology annotation, cellular component: COPI vesicle coat. The record is from RefSeq and is a predicted model, not a curated record. Bases 128 to 2875 code for a protein of 915 amino acids.
GGGGGGCGGAAGGGCCACGUCAGACGGUGCGGGACGGGAGAGGACCGGCCGGAAGCGGGAUCCGGCGGCAUCCAACGGGAUCCAGCGGCAGCGGCAGCGGGAGCGGGCCGGGAGGGCAGCCGCAGCCAUGCCCCUGCGACUUGAUAUCAAGAGAAAACUAACUGCUCGGUCUGACCGAGUGAAGAGUGUUGACUUGCAUCCUACCGAGCCAUGGAUGUUGGCUAGCCUCUACAAUGGCAGCGUCUGUGUUUGGAAUCAUGAAACCCAGACACUGGUGAAGACAUUUGAAGUGUGUGAUCUUCCUGUUAGAGCUGCAAAAUUCGUAGCGAGAAAGAACUGGGUUGUGACAGGAGCGGAUGACAUGCAAAUUAGAGUGUUUAACUACAACACUUUGGAGAGAGUUCAUAUGUUUGAAGCACACUCAGACUACAUCCGUUGUAUCGCUGUUCAUCCGACACAGCCAUUCAUCCUAACCAGCAGCGAUGACAUGCUCAUUAAACUGUGGGACUGGGAUAAAAAAUGGUCUUGCUCUCAGGUGUUUGAAGGGCACACCCACUAUGUGAUGCAAAUUGUCAUAAACCCCAAGGAUAAUAAUCAGUUUGCCAGCGCUUCUUUGGACAGAACAAUCAAGGUUUGGCAGCUUGGCUCUUCUUCACCAAACUUCACUUUAGAGGGACACGAGAAGGGAGUGAACUGCAUUGAUUACUAUAGUGGAGGUGACAAACCGUAUCUCAUUUCAGGAGCAGAUGAUCGCCUUGUUAAAAUAUGGGACUACCAGAAUAAAACUUGUGUGCAAACAUUAGAAGGUCAUGCACAGAAUGUGUCUUGUGCCAGUUUUCACCCCGAACUGCCUAUCAUCAUCACCGGUUCAGAAGAUGGCACUGUGCGUAUUUGGCAUUCAAGCACUUACCGCCUUGAAAGUACUUUAAACUAUGGAAUGGAGAGAGUGUGGUGCGUGGCCAGUCUGAGGGGGUCCAAUAAUGUUGCCUUGGGAUAUGAUGAAGGCAGUAUUAUUGUAAAGCUUGGCCGGGAGGAGCCUGCAAUGUCCAUGGAUGCGAAUGGAAAGAUUAUUUGGGCUAAGCAUUCAGAAGUUCAGCAGGCUAAUUUGAAAGCAAUGGGUGAUGCUGAAAUUAAAGAUGGAGAAAGAUUGCCACUUGCUGUGAAGGAUAUGGGUAGUUGUGAAAUCUAUCCUCAGACCAUUCAACACAAUCCUAAUGGACGAUUUGUCGUGGUGUGUGGUGAUGGUGAAUAUAUCAUCUAUACGGCGAUGGCUUUGAGAAACAAGAGUUUUGGUUCUGCUCAAGAGUUUGCCUGGGCCCAUGAUUCAUCAGAGUAUGCAAUAAGAGAGAGCAACAGUGUUGUGAAGAUAUUUAAGAACUUCAAAGAGAAGAAAUCGUUUAAACCGGAUUUUGGAGCUGAGGGUAUCUAUGGAGGUUUCUUACUGGGAGUCAGAUCUGUAAAUGGUCUAGCUUUCUAUGACUGGGAAAAUACAGAGCUGAUACGCAGAAUUGAAAUCCAACCCAAACAUAUUUUCUGGUCUGAUUCAGGAGAGCUGGUCUGUAUUGCCACUGAAGAAUCAUUCUUCAUCCUUAAGUAUCUGUCUGAAAAAGUUUUAGCCGCCCAGGAAACCCACGAGGGAGUUACUGAAGAUGGCAUUGAAGAUGCUUUUGAGGUUCUUGGCGAGAUUCAAGAGAUUGUUAAAACGGGUUUGUGGGUGGGAGAUUGCUUUAUCUACACCAGUUCUGUGAACAGACUAAAUUAUUACGUCGGAGGAGAAAUAGUCACCAUUGCCCACUUGGACAGGACAAUGUAUUUGUUGGGCUAUAUCCCCAAGGACAACAGACUUUACCUGGGUGAUAAGGAGUUAAACAUAGUUAGUUACUCCUUGUUGGUAUCGGUGCUGGAAUAUCAGACUGCAGUGAUGAGGAGAGACUUUAGCAUGGCUGACAAAGUCCUCCCUACCAUUCCAAAAGAACAAAGGACUAGAGUUGCACAUUUCCUGGAAAAGCAGGGCUUCAAACAACAAGCUCUUGCGGUAUCCACAGAUCCCGAACAUCGCUUUGAACUGGCUCUUCAGCUUGGAGAGCUAAAGAUUGCGUACCAGCUGGCAGUGGAAGCAGAGUCAGAACAGAAGUGGAAGCAACUUGCAGAGCUGGCCAUCAGCAAAUGCCAGUUCGGCUUGGCCCAGGAGUGUUUGCACCAUGCCCAGGAUUAUGGGGGUCUGUUGCUUUUGGCUACCGCUUCGGGAAAUGCCAGCAUGGUGAACAAGCUAGCUGAAGGAGCGGAGAAGGACGGCAAGAACAACGUGGCAUUUUUGAGCUACUUUCUGCAGGGAAAGCUCGACUCUUGCCUUGAACUCUUGAUUAGAACUGGACGCUUACCAGAAGCUGCCUUUCUAGCUCGCACAUAUUUGCCAAGCCAGGUUUCAAGGGUUGUCAAACUGUGGCGAGAGAGCCUUGGUAAAGUCAAUCAGAAAGCAGCCGAGUCUCUUGCUGAUCCCACAGAGUAUGAAAAUCUUUUCCCUGGAUUAAAAGAGGCGUUCGUUGUGGAAGAGUUUGUAAAAGAAACCCAUACUGAUUUACGACCAGCCAAGGAAUACCCACUUGUCACUCCAAAUGAAGAACGAAAUGUAAUGGAAGAAGCUAAAGGUUUUCAACCAUCAGGAAUCGUUGCACAGCAGGAGUUUGAUGAAGAGGAACCAGUUUUACUUCCUACUACAGUUUUAAUACCUGCAGUUCCAGCUAAGUCAGAACCACUUCCAGCUGUAAAAGAUGAAAAAAAUUUACUUGAGUUGGAUGAAGAUUUAGAUAACUUGGAUCUCGAAGAUAUUGACACAACCGACAUUAAUCUGGAUGAAGAUAUCUUGGAUGACUGAACUACACUGCUAUGGACUAGGUGAUUUUAUAUGUAGAAGAAAAAUCCGACAUAAUUUCAGCCCAUUGUUAAAUCAUUAUGUAUUACUGGUGAAUUUUCUUAACUGAUCUUUUUCAUGCUGCAAAGCUGCACGGACCCUUAUAAAAUCUUUCCAACUAAAUGA